AUGCCUCCGAUUAUGUUCAUAUCGACUUCAGAAGAUCUCGCUUCCAUGCUAGCAGCCCUCAUGGACUUGUCCACAUCACCACCAAGCCUGUACAUUGAUCUCGAAGGCGCAAAUCUCAGUCGAAAUGGUACGGUCGCUCUACUAACCUUGUAUGUACCGCCCAAGGAUACAGUGUACCUUAUCGACGUCCACACUUUGGGUACGCGUGCAUUCUCAACCCCUGCCACCACGACCGCAGCAGCCCCUGAAGACCUCACAAAGGACGCCGGAGACCCUGCUACGACGCUGAAGUCCUUGCUUGAAUCUUCCACUGUACCCAAAGUCUUCUUCGAUGUACGCAAUGACUCUGAUGCACUCUUCUCCCACUACGGCAUCAACCUCUCCUGCAUUCACGAUCUUCAACUCAUGGAACUUGCAACCACUACGCGUGGCUCCCGCGAGUACCUCGUCGGUCUAUCUAAAUGCAUCGAAUACAAUGCUUCACGCCUCUCCAUAACAGCCGCUCAAUUGCAAGUUUGGAAAACCACAAAAGAAGCAGGCACCAACCUGUUUGCCCCAGAACGUGGAGGCAGCUACAGAGUCUUCGAGAAGAGGCCGCUGAACGAUACAAUCAAGAACUACUGUGUGCAGGAUGUGGUGUACAUGCCCAGGUUGUGGAAGUUGUACAGCGAGAGGAUAGCGGAAGGGGGACUUUGGCAUACCAUGGCUAUGGAGGGAGCAGCAAAAAGGGUGAAGGAAAGUCAGCAGCCGGAUUAUCGACCGGAUGGGGCGCAUAAGAAGUUUGGAUGCUGGAGUCCUGCGCAGAUUAUACAGGCGAGGCUACGUUGGGGUAGGGGACAGAGAAAGGAUUUGUGUGGGUAG
This is a messenger RNA of Alternaria atra, 861 nucleotides long. RefSeq lists its product as uncharacterized. Gene Ontology annotation, molecular function: 3'-5' exonuclease activity; nucleic acid binding. The record is from RefSeq and is a predicted model, not a curated record. Lineage: Eukaryota; Fungi; Ascomycota; Dothideomycetes; Pleosporales; Pleosporaceae. The transcript has a single exon. Gene Ontology annotation, biological process: nucleobase-containing compound metabolic process. The coding region runs from base 1 to 861 and encodes 286 amino acids.